AUGGAACCGAAAGCCGCAGAGCUGGUGGCUAUUCUGAAGAAUACCAAUCUGGCCAUCGAUGCUAAGGUUUCCUCCUUGAACGGUGUCAAGUCCGACAUCAAACAGAAAAACGUCCCCGAGGACGCAGUGCCAGCUCUCUUUGAAGCGCUGCAGUUGUCCAUCGGUUCUCAGCAUACGCCACUUCUGUCUGCGGGCUUUUCUACACUGGGCCAUUUCUUAAAGCGCCUUUUCAUUCAGGAUCAGCAUGAUUUGGUUGCUAUGCAAGGUCGUCACCUCUAUACCCUGCUUUUGGAGCGCCUUGGUGAUCACAAGGAGCGGAUUAGAGCUCAGGCGGCCCAAGCCUUCACUGAUUUAUGGCCUGCUGCUCGUCGUGACGUUGAACAAUAUGUGCUCGAAAUGGCCUUGACAGGCAAGAAUAAUAGAGCAAAGGAAAUGAGCAUGAUAUGGUUGGCGAAUAUGACGAAGAACCAUGGCUUGCGCUUCCGUUCGUACGUUCCGAGCCUUGUCACAUGCCUCGAGGAUGCCGAUAGUGCCGUUAGAGAUACGGCCAAGGCGACAGUGGUUGAACUGUUUCAAAACGCACCCGCAUAUGCCAGGUCCGACCUCCGGAAGCAAAUGAGCGAGCUUAACGUCAGAAAAUCGAUUGUCAGCACCAUUCUGACCAGUAUUGGCCUGGAGUCCGAUGGAUCAGAGCAGCCCUCGCGUCCCGCUUCACGCUCAUGCGUGCCGGCUCCACCUUCGCGUCCGGCGUCUCGCCUGACAGGGCGUCCGGUGUCGCGCGCAGCCGGGCCUGCGGCGUUGCCGUCUAGACCCACCGAGAGUCGAAUGAACGACCAUGACAAACCAGUCAUCGCUUCAUCCUCUCGCGAAAACGCGCGCCCAACCAAGCAUGUGCCGUCGCAGCCGAAACCGACCGAGAUUCGAGUGAAGGACCAUGGUAAAGUCGAGCCAGUCAUCGCUUCAUCCAAUCGAGAAAUCGACGAUGAGAAGGUUGAACCACUCAUCAUUUCAUCUGCUCGAGAGAUCGACGACAUCUUGCGUACAAUGACUCCUUAUUUUGAAGGACGUGAGACCGAAGACAACUGGAGUCACCGCGAAAAGAGUGUUCUCACCCUUCGUCGGCUCUUGCACGGCAACGCACCUCGUGAUUACUCCGACCAGCUCCUGGCAUCCAUCAAGUCGAUGCUCGAUGGCAUAUUUAAGGCUGUUAAUUCACUGCGAACCACUCUAGGGACAAAUGGUUGCCUUUUGAUUCAGGAUCUCGCUAUAAAGUGUGGUCCUAAAAUCGAUUUCAUGAUGGAAAUCAUCAUGCAGAACUUGAUCAAGCUGUGCGCCGGCAUGAAGAAGAUCACCGCGCAGAAUGGCAAUGCCACGGUCGAGAUUAUUCUUGCACAUGUGUCGUAUACACAUCGCAUUUUGCAACAUAUCGCUAGCGCCUCGCAGGACAAGAAUGUUCAGUUGCGGCUAUUUUCCGCUGGCUGGUUGAGAACCUUGCUCAUGAAACAAGUCCUCCACAAGUCCUCCAUUGAAAACAGCGGGGGCGUUGAGCUACUCGAAAAGAGCCUGAAGAAAGGACUAUCUGAUGCCAACCCUGGGGUCCGUGAAGCAAUGCGGCGCACGUUUUGGACGUUCCAUAGCAUAUGGCCCAUCAAAGCCCAGACGUGA
Molecule: messenger RNA, 1665 nt
Organism: Aspergillus ibericus CBS 121593
Lineage: Eukaryota; Fungi; Ascomycota; Eurotiomycetes; Eurotiales; Aspergillaceae
Product: ARM repeat-containing protein
Exons: 4
Coding region: 1-1665 (554 amino acids)
Biological process (GO): astral microtubule depolymerization; mitotic spindle assembly
Cellular component (GO): mitotic spindle; cytoplasmic microtubule; mitotic spindle midzone
Molecular function (GO): microtubule binding
Source: RefSeq, a predicted model, not a curated record